AUGAAAAAUUCAGUUGUGAAAGGCCCGCCCAAGGCAGGUGCAUUUAAGGAGAGACCGACCAAGCCCACAGCCUUCCGGAAAUUUUACGAGCGCGGAGACUUCCCCAUCGCCCUUGAGCAUGACUUGAAAGGGAACAAGAUCGCGUGGAAGGUGGAGAUCGAGAAGCUGGACUACCACCACUACCUGCCCCUGUUUUUCGAUGGGCUCUGCGAGAUGACCUUUCCCUACGAGUUCUUCGCGCGGCAGGGGAUCCAGGACCUGCUGGAGCACGGCGGGAGCAAGACUCCCGUCAUCCCGCAGCUCAUCAUCCCCAUCAAAAACGCCCUGAACCUCCGGAACCGGCAGGUCAUCUGUGUGACGCUCAAGGUCCUGCAGCACCUGGUGGUGUCGGCCAACAUGGUGGGCGAGGCCCUGGUGCCCUACUACCGUCAGAUCCUCCCCAUCGUGAACAUCUUUAAGAACAUGAACCUGAACUCCGGGGACGGCAUCGACUACAGCCAGCAGAGGAGGGAGAACGUGGGCGACCUGAUCCAGGAGACGCUGGGGGCCUUCGAGCGCUACGGGGGAGAAGAGGCGUUCGUCAACAUCAAGUACAUGGUGCCCACCUACCAGUCCUGCCGGCUCAACUAG
Myotis lucifugus (little brown bat) is the source of this 630-nucleotide messenger RNA. Its product is annotated as parkin coregulated gene protein homolog. NCBI's taxonomy places the organism in Eukaryota, Metazoa, Chordata, Mammalia, Chiroptera, Vespertilionidae. Gene Ontology annotation, molecular function: Hsp70 protein binding; Hsp90 protein binding. Gene Ontology annotation, cellular component: cytosol; neuron projection; vesicle. The record is from RefSeq and is a predicted model, not a curated record.